UGAAAGUUUAAUCAUUUCCUUUCAAAUAAUAUUCUCAAACGAAGCUAUUUGUAUCACAUUGUUCGCUUAUUGGUUCAUAAAUUAAGUUUUUACAAGUGUUGAACAAAUUAUUAAGAAACUUUCGACCAAAUAAUGUAAUGUUAAUAGAUCAAAAGUUAUUAUUUGAAUGGAAGUAUUUUAAUGCUACGAUUAUGAACCAAAAUUGUAAAUUAUCAAUAUUAUUUAUUACUCUGAGUUAACGAACAAUUUUGGUGCCAAUUCGAAUCGAAAGCUGUUGUUUGUGGGAUGCUUAACGCUGAUGGAAUUUCUAGGAUGGUGCUAGCUUGUAAUGAGUGAAGAAAUUUCUGCGAAAAGUUUAAAGUUCCGCGACGAUCGAUUCGCGGAUGCAGACGAGGAAGUGCGUGCGCACUCUGGGUGCAUACACUCUUUUAUUUCAAGUGCACGGUGCGAACCGUGCUGCACCGAAAAGGAAGUAUGCAGCUGGUCUUGUGACAAAUCGUGUGAUCCUUCUUUUUCUGUGAUACAUCGAAGUGGCUGUGCUACAACGUGUCUUCGGUACCAGUGAAUCGGUAAAAAUGCGUGACAAUGAAGGGUUGGCAUUGCACCUGUUACUGAUACUGGUUCUGUGCGCCGACGUGUAUACGACAACUGCCAAACACCUAAUUAAAAAACGGAAUUAUAGCGACCAAAGCGUAAGAGGCUACCUGGCGGAGAGGACUUGUUGGUGGAACGAGGUCUGCAAGGAGGAGUUCCAUAGUAAAUUUCGCUGCCGUUGCCCCCGAUGGUCCUACUGCCGUGCCCCUGGUAGAUACUACGACGCGCACUGCAGCAUGACACAGACCGGGUACAUUUGGACCCAGCCGGAGACCUCGUUGACCGUCGAAGUCAACAAAUGAUCCUUGCACAGGACACUUUUCUAUUCGUUCGUCUCUUUCGCAUAAAUUUCUCGCAACAAAAUUUCAUGCUCCACGAGUAGUCACGUUUUAUAGAAACUAUUUACACUUGUUAAUGUUAUCUCUAGAUUAUGCAAGCAAAAUUGUUCUGCGACAACGACAGAGCCUAGCAGAAUCUCUCUUUCUUGCUUCAGACGCUGACACUCAUGUGAAUUCAACAAAUUACUGUAACAGUAAUUUUUCCAGACGCGUAGGUAGAGAAAUUUUCCAUUAAAUUUGAUUGAGAAAUUACAGGCAACGAUGUAGGAUAUUUAAAAAAGAUUUUGAAUAUCGUUUUUUUCGAGUACUGUGAACGGAUUUUUGGUUUCACAAUUGACAAUAGCAGGGCGCAAAAGGUGAUAUUUUUGUUGACAAUUGUCCAGCUGGGCAAACGAAUUUAAAUAACAAUAAGAUUAUUGUAGUCGAGAAUGAUAUUGUUUAAUAUCGUAGCUUAUUUGGAUAAUUCGAUCAUGUAAUUAAGAAUAAGUUUAGGAUAAAUUCCACGAGUUCGAGUAAUGGAAAGUGUUCAUAUAAAUGUUGUCGAUUUUCUCGGUGUCCUUGUAAAUAAAUCGUACCGAUUUAAUAAUUAAUAUAUACCGUUUUAAUUAUGGUAAACGAAUAAAUGGUGACGCCAUUGAAGUUGAA
This is a messenger RNA of Megalopta genalis, 1577 nucleotides long. RefSeq lists its product as uncharacterized. Lineage: Eukaryota; Metazoa; Arthropoda; Insecta; Hymenoptera; Halictidae. The record is from RefSeq and is a predicted model, not a curated record.